AUGGAUCAUACUUUGGAGGAUUCUUUAAAUUUGGAGAAUGCUAUGGGAGUUGAUUUUGGACACAAUGAUGAUGUGGAGGUCAGUCAAGCAAGUAUAACAUUGAUACAAAGUGGUCAUGAUGAAAGUAUUCCCAUGGAUUUUGAGCACAACGAAGAACAACCCAUGCUUAUGGAUACUGGAAAUGAGGAGAUUAUUGAUUUCAUGAGCGAUCAGUUUACACUUCAAGAAUAUUCUGUUCAAAGCGAUCAAACAACAGAAUUGACGACAACUGUGGAAUCAAAUCAGCAGCAUAUACUGACUUCACAAACAGAUACAAUGGUGGAUAUACAGUUCACUCCUCAAAUAGUUAGCACAUCUUCUAUAACACAAGAUAAUGGUGAACCCAAGAUGGUUGCUGUUAAGUCAGUUUUACCGAAAACUACAAAAAAAAGUGAAUCUAUGGCCACCCUUGCGACAAUGCCUCGUCAAGUGGCCAUUGCACCCAAGCCUCCUAAACUUGUUAGUAAAACAUUUGCUCCAAAACAAUUGGCCAUAGCACCAAAACCGGUGACAAUGAUCUCUAAUAGAGGACAAAGCCUUGUCAAAAAGGUAUCACUAGCUAAUGUGAUACAAGGAACCACUAAAGGGAAAACAGUUUUGGCACAAAUUGGCAAGCAGCUUAUCAUGGUGCCUUCUGGAUCACAGAAAAUUAAACUUGUCACAGCAACACCGGGAAAUAACACAGUGCAGUAUGUUAGAGCUGACGCAGAACAAGCACAACUUAUUGUUAAUAAGAAUACUGGUGCCGCACAAAACAAGCCGAUGCUAACCAAACUUAUAACAGUGCCAGGAGCAACUAGUGACUCGAACGCGCCAGCCGUCAUCACUAAGAUUGAGCCGUCACGGUUUGUGGUUCAACAGAAGACAAUACCACUUACUGUGGGGAACAAGGUUGUAAUGGCAACACCAUCAAAGCAGCCCGUGAGGGUGUCAAAGAAACAAGAAAUAAUUACUAUCAAGUCACCAACACCAAAAUUGAUGCCAGCUACAGCCAUAAAUACAGCAACAAAACAGAAAGUUAUCAUAAAUCCUAGUGUGAAUAUGAUGCUUAAGGCAGCGGCAGCGCAGAACAAAACACAAAAUUCAGAAGAUGGCGCAACAGUUGCGGAAGGCGGAAAGUCACAGUUGCAUCAGAUUAAUGUACCCGGCAAAGGCAUUCAAUAUAUCCGCCUCGUCACCAAUUCUUCUUCAGAGACGCCGAAGCCGGUUCCCAAACAGUUAAUGGCGCUACCUUCAAAGACAUUCGUGUUGACGGAUAAUAAAGGUAAUCUAAUACAAAUGACUGCUGAGAAAAUGUCAGCCGGACAACCACCGUCACUUGUGGUCACAGGGAAGGGGAAUGCGGUUAACAAAUUGAAUACGUCGAAACCGCCACAAAAGUUAGUGAGAAUAGCACCCAUAGUGAAAACAUCGCAGACUGUUACUCAGUCGCCCGCGAGUUUAUUAGCGCCGUUAUCCCCGGCCUCCCCUGAGCGUACUUCGAGUCCCGUACAAGAGUCUAAAUUGACUCUAAAAGAGCUCGUGGAACACGUCAACGACGAGUGCAGCUUGGCUGAGGUCGAGGUUGACUUUAAGAAAGACGGGAGUCCAACACCUGAUAACAGUAUGGACAGCAUUGAUCAAUACAAUCACUCUAAUAAAUCUGAAGAUCAUCCACUCAUCGUGAUACCGUCGGCGUACGAUCAAAUGAUUGUACCAGAUGACUCUGAAAGAAUGGAUGAGUCUCAAGACGAAAAUAAUACGUUAAAAGUGGAUAUAGACAUGACAAACUAUCAGUCGUCGACGACGCCUGCUCUCUCUGAAACGGAUCAAGUGACCACUGAAUUAGGUGGUCUAAGGCCUCGUAAAGCAUGCAACUGUACAAAAUCUCAAUGUCUGAAGCUGUACUGUGACUGUUUCGCUAACGGGGAGUUUUGCAACAGAUGUAAUUGUAACAAUUGUCACAAUAAUCUGGAAAAUGAGGAACUGCGGCAGAAAGCUAUUAGAGGCUGUUUGGACAGGAACCCUAACGCUUUUAGGCCCAAGAUUGGAAAAUCGAAGACGGGCGGCCCGGAGAUAAUAAGACGGCACAAUAAGGGAUGCAACUGUAAAAGAAGCGGCUGUCUGAAGAACUAUUGUGAAUGUUACGAGGCUAAGAUAGCGUGUUCGUCGAUCUGUAAGUGUGUCGGGUGUCGCAAUGUUGAGGAGACGUUGGAGCGAGGCAGGCGGAGGGACGCGCCUCGAGCGAUACAACCACUGGCCGGACCACCUACGUAUAGACCGCACGUCGCACUCGCACACGCCAAGCAGCCAUGCAGCUUCAUGACGUCAGAGGUGAUCGAGGCCGUGUGCCAGUGUCUGAUAGCGGCGGCUGUUGACAACAAGGAGGAGGAGAGGAGGGACGUUGACCCCAUGCGUGACGUCAUCGAGGAGUUCGCGCGCUGUCUGCAGGACAUCAUCAGCGCUGCGCAUCAGAGCGCGCCGCUCGCCCUGCUGGACGAGGGCCCGGCAUGA
Molecule: messenger RNA, 2532 nt
Organism: Danaus chrysippus (African queen)
Lineage: Eukaryota; Metazoa; Arthropoda; Insecta; Lepidoptera; Nymphalidae
Source: the annotation of a GenBank genome assembly